GUCUCUGCGACGCCGGAAGUGGCGCAGCGCCCCCGGAAGUGCGGCGCCUCCUUCCGGUGGCCGUGCGUGAGGGCGGUGGGAGCGCGAUGCCGACGGGCGACUACGACUCAAAGCCCAGCUGGGCCGACCAGGUGGAAGAGGAGGGUGGAGAGGAUGACAAAUGCAUCACCAGCGAGCUGCUGAAGGACAUCCCCCUGCCAGGGGUGCUGGGGGGCACCUUGAGCGCUGAGGCCGAGCUUCUGAAAGGAGGCCCGCUCCCCUCCCCAAAGGAACUUAUCAAUGGGAACAUCAAAACCAUCACGGAGUAUCGCGAGGAGGAGGAUGGGCGCAAAGUGAAGAUCAUCCGCACUUUCCGCAUCGAAACCAGGAAGGCCUCCAAGGCAGUGGCCCGUCGGAAGAACUGGAAGAAAUUUGGCAACUCGGAGUUUGAUGCCCCCGGACCGAACGUGGCCACCACCACCGUGAGUGACGAUGUCUUCAUGACCUUCAUCACCAGCAAGGAGGUGGGUCAGGAUCUGAACUGCCAGGAGGAGGAGGAUCCCAUGAACAAGCUGAAGGGGCAGAAGAUUGUCUCAUGCCGUAUCUGCAAGGGCGACCACUGGACCACCCGCUGUCCCUACAAGGACACCCUGGGGCCGAUGCAGAAGGAGUUGGCCGAGCAGUUGGGGCUGUCCACAGGCGAGAAGGAGAAGCUGCCCGGAGAGCCGGAGCCGGUGCAGGCUCAGCAGAGCAAGACGGGCAAGUACGUCCCCCCCAGCCUGAGAGACGGAGCCAGCCGCCGCGGGGAGUCCAUGCAGCCCAACCGCAGGGCUGAUGACAAUGCCACCAUCCGUGUCACCAACCUGUCCGAGGACACGCGUGAGACUGAUCUCCAGGAGCUGUUCCGGCCCUUCGGCUCCAUCUCUAGGAUCUAUUUAGCCAAGGACAAGACCACUGGGCAGUCCAAGGGUUUCGCCUUCAUCAGCUUCCACCGCCGGGAGGACGCGGCCCGGGCUAUUGCCGGCGUCUCCGGAUUUGGCUAUGACCACCUGAUCCUUAACGUGGAAUGGGCCAAACCCUCCACCAACUGAAUCCGGUGCUGCCGGCGCCGCGCUGGCUCCCAGCGAGAGCGAUCGGCGCUUCUAAAUAAAGACGAGCGCUCUGGUAUGCA
Molecule: messenger RNA, 1150 nt
Organism: Chroicocephalus ridibundus (black-headed gull)
Lineage: Eukaryota; Metazoa; Chordata; Aves; Charadriiformes; Laridae
Gene: EIF3G
Product: eukaryotic translation initiation factor 3 subunit G
Exons: 11
Coding region: 87-1070 (327 amino acids)
Cellular component (GO): cytoplasm; eukaryotic translation initiation factor 3 complex
Molecular function (GO): translation initiation factor activity; RNA binding
Source: RefSeq, a predicted model, not a curated record